AUGGAAGGAAUUCCGAAAGGAUUGGAGUAUUCCCAAGUGGAAAACACGUUCAUGCAAAUCGAAGGUGUGGUCAAGGUACACAAUCUUCGCAUCUGGGCACUCUCGCUGGAUAAAACCGCGCUGUCCGCGCAUCUUGCAAUAAAACCAGGUGCCAGCCCUCACAAUAUACUACGCACUGCCACUAGAAACAUUCACGAUGAGUACAAAUUUUUCGAAAUGACGCUUCAAAUAGAGGAGUUUGACGAACGAAUGGAAAAUUGUAAACAAUGCAAAGCAUUAUCGCAGUAG
Molecule: messenger RNA, 288 nt
Organism: Heterotrigona itama
Lineage: Eukaryota; Metazoa; Arthropoda; Insecta; Hymenoptera; Apidae
Source: the annotation of a GenBank genome assembly